AUGUGUCUAACACUUUCACUAGCAUCUAAACCUUGCAUUGGAGCCAGCAAUGGAAACUUACAAUCUCGAAAAUCCAUGUCUACAACAGCAAGAGAAGAAGUGAUCACAGCUCCAAAAAUACCAAUCACCCUCCCUGGAUUGACAAAGCAUGGCAUUCCCCACACCAAUUUACAAGUACAAGAUAUUGUCAGAAGGCAAUCUUGGCCAAACAACUUAGCGAAGGAAGGCACCUGUAGAAAACCGCGGUUCCAUCCUACGUUCCUCGAAGAAGCUUACAACAAGUGUAGGAACAUUUGUGCAGAAUAUGCCAAGACUUUCUAUCUAGGCACCUUGUUGAUGACAGAGGAGCGGCAGAAAGCCAUAUGGGCAAUUUAUGUUUGGUGCAGGAGGACUGAUGAACUGGUUGAUGGGCCAAAUGCAGAUUACAUGAGUUCUGCUGUUCUUGAAAGGUGGGAAGAGAGACUGCAGGAUAUCUUUGAUGGACGCCCCUAUGAUAUGCUCGAUGCUGCACUCUCCGACACUGUUUUCAACUUCCCCUUGGACAUCAAGCCUUUCAGGGACAUGAUUGAGGGGAUGAGAAUGGAUACAAGAAAAUCGCGAUAUACAAAUUUUCAAGAGCUUUAUCUUUACUGCUACUAUGUAGCAGGAACUGUUGGUCUAAUGAGUGUUCCAGUUAUGGGAAUUGCACCAGAGUCCUCUGUUUCUGCUCAUAGUAUAUACAACGCAGCACUCUACUUGGGCAUUGGAAAUCAGUUGACAAACAUUCUUCGAGAUGUAGGAGAAGAUGCUUCGAGAGGUAGAGUUUAUCUUCCUCAAGAUGAGCUCGUACAGUUUGGUUUAUGUGACAAGGAUGUGCUGUCCAGGAAGGUAACUGAUGCCUGGAGAGAGUUCAUGAAAGAACAAAUUACGAGGGCAAGGUUCUUUUUCAAUCUAGCUGAGGAGGGAGCCUCACAGCUUGACAAGGCUAGCCGCUGGCCGGUUUGGUCAUCCUUGCUAUUGUAUCGAAAGAUCCUGGAUGCGAUUGAGGAUAACGAUUAUGAUAACUUGACAAAACGAGCAUAUGUUGGAAGGACUAAGAAACUUCUGAUGUUACCCUUAGCCUACACUAGAGCCUUAUCAAAACCUGGUUUGAGCUCUCGCUGA
Theobroma umbraticum is the source of this 1143-nucleotide messenger RNA. Its product is annotated as phytoene synthase 2, chloroplastic-like. Lineage: Eukaryota; Viridiplantae; Streptophyta; Magnoliopsida; Malvales; Malvaceae. The record is from RefSeq and is a predicted model, not a curated record. Gene Ontology annotation, molecular function: squalene synthase [NAD(P)H] activity; geranylgeranyl diphosphate synthase activity. Gene Ontology annotation, biological process: biosynthetic process.